Molecule: messenger RNA, 2319 nt
Organism: Cyprinodon variegatus (sheepshead minnow)
Lineage: Eukaryota; Metazoa; Chordata; Actinopteri; Cyprinodontiformes; Cyprinodontidae
Gene: mapre3
Product: microtubule associated protein RP/EB family member 3
Exons: 8
Coding region: 174-950 (258 amino acids)
Biological process (GO): regulation of microtubule polymerization or depolymerization; spindle assembly; protein localization to microtubule plus-end
Cellular component (GO): microtubule organizing center; spindle midzone; microtubule plus-end
Molecular function (GO): microtubule plus-end binding
Source: RefSeq, a predicted model, not a curated record
UUCCAGCGGCUUAGCUGGAGAACAGUCGGAUAGCAACGGGAAGACCAGGCAUCAACAGAAACAACGGCACAGUGGUCAAAGGGGACAGCUUUCGCCUUGAUCUUUUCUCUGAGGUGGUUAAACCCAGUUUGGUUCUGAAUCAUUAAACACCAACAUAAAGGCACUGCAGGAGGAUGGCGGUGAAUGUCUACUCCACUUCUAUGAAUGCUGAUAACCUGAGUCGCCAUGACAUGCUGGCAUGGGUCAACGACUCUCUACAGCUCACCUACACAAAGAUUGAGCAGCUCUGUUCAGGUGCUGCCUACUGCCAAUUCAUGGACAUGUUGUUUCCUGGGUGCAUAUUGUUGAAAAAAGUCAAGUUUAACGCCAAACUGGAACACGAAUACAUUCACAACUUUAAGGUUUUACAGGCUGCGUUCAAGAGAAUGAAUGUUGACAAGAUCAUCCCUGUGGAGAGGCUGGUGAAGGGGAAGUUCCAGGACAACUUUGAGUUCCUUCAGUGGUUUAAGAGAUUUUUUGACGCCAACUACGAUGGGAAAGAGUACGACCCUCUACUGAUGAGACAGGGUCAGGAAGGAACGCCACCUCUGCCAAACCCAGGUCCGAUGAGGACGUCUCCCACUGCCCCGAAGACCGUCCCUGUUCCACAGAGACAGAUCAACCCACCAACAACUCGCAGGAACAACCCGGUUACCCGCAACGGAGGAGACGCAGAGCUCCUAGAACUCAACCAGCAGAUCAUGGAUAUGAAACUGACUAUAGAAGGGCUGGAGAAGGAGAGGGACUUCUACUUCGGCAAACUAAGAGACAUUGAGCUCAUCUGUCAAGAAAAUGAAAACAACCCAGUUCUGGGGAAAAUCAUUGACAUACUGUACGCUACAGAGGAAGGAUUUGCACCUCCCGAAGAAGAUGACAUUGAUGAAGGAGCACGAGAUCAGGAGGAGUUUUGAAUUCUUCCUCUUUUUCACCUCCAUCUCUCACCUCUCAUACUUUAAUCAGACCAUUGAGUCUUUUUAAUUUUUUUGCCUGGUUUUACCUUCCUAAGUUAACUUAAAAAAUUUUCGACUUCUUCCAUCUCAUUCACGGCUUCACAUGUCCACGACGACUUUCUUGGACAGGCUAGGACUUUGACUGGCAGAGAACACUAACCUAGGUGUGUCUGGAUAAGGGCCCGGCAGCCUGGCUUGGCUUGACUGACUAAUUCUAACCCGUUUUAGAGGGGGCAGUUGGACUGCACAGUGAGUUCAGUCUGUCACUUGUUCAGAGAUAACAGCGAUGGGAUUUUAAAACUGCAGCACUGGAGCCAGCAGUGCUUUAAAUCUGUCUGUGAGGAGAAAAGAAGCCUCCUCACACCAAGAGGUUUUACAUAAAACACUAGAAAUGUUUUACAAGCAUUUUGAUUGUCUUUUUGUUGUUUUUUUUUCAAGUUGAGAUUAUAAAUGAUCUUUUGCCUUUUAGGAGUAAGGCCUGCAAAAUGGAAAUAUUUUGAUUAUAUGCUAAACAGUGAAUGAUUAGCUCAACAAACAUAUCACAGACUGAACAGUACGUAUGUACGCACUUAAAGCAGCUCAUCGCCCUGAGGAAAAAACAUUACCGAUGUUUUCAGGUUCAUCAAGUUGCUCAUCAAACUGUUCUGACAGCUUGUUAGGUGACAGCAUGGUGUAUUUAUGUUUCUAUUUAUUUAUUGAUAAUAUGCUCUGUACAGUUUCUGGAAAAAAGAAAAAUAUGGUUUGGAUUUGGAGAGAUUGACAGUCUUGCACUAUAUGUAGCAAAACAAACUGGCUGAAAUGAUCCAAAAUGCCAACAAGCAGUGAUUGGCUGCUGCUCCCAGGAGGAUACAGGAAGAUGCAAUUUUAUAUUUUUUAGAUUUAUUUUAAAGACAUGUUUUUGUUUUUUAUGCAUUGAAUCCCUCAGUGCCCAAGUCGUGGACGUCUUUUAAUUUCUCAAACAACCAUCAGGCUGUAAAAUAUAAAUUUACAAACACUGCAGACCAACGCUACUAAAUACUAAUGUUUAUUUAGUUAAACAUUUUAGCUGCUACCAUUAUUCCUCUGUUGCCGCUUUCAAGUUUUCAUAUGUUGCAAAGCGUUAAAACACCGCCAUGGCUGCCAAGAAAAAAAGGCUUGGUUUGUUGUGAUUAAUACCCAGGAUGAGCAUGACUGACAUUAGUGGGAGCAGUCAGAGAGUAGGAAACAUCCAACACUCUCUUGCUGUUUUUUUGUUGUUGUUUUUUUUUUUUCGACCAUGGUAGCCAUAUGAUCAACUUGCAUCAUUUGGAGUUACUGCUGGAAUGAAAUAAAGCUCUGAGGAUCAAGAAAC